Messenger RNA from Helobdella robusta, 414 nucleotides. RefSeq lists its product as hypothetical. Gene Ontology annotation, molecular function: DNA-binding transcription factor activity, RNA polymerase II-specific; RNA polymerase II cis-regulatory region sequence-specific DNA binding. Gene Ontology annotation, cellular component: nucleus. The transcript has a single exon. The annotation marks the transcript as partial. NCBI's taxonomy places the organism in Eukaryota, Metazoa, Annelida, Clitellata, Rhynchobdellida, Glossiphoniidae. The record is from RefSeq and is a predicted model, not a curated record. Gene Ontology annotation, biological process: regulation of transcription by RNA polymerase II.
AUGGCUAACAACAACAACAACAACAUCAGACUUCCGUUUGAUUUUUUCCCGGCACUGCCAAACGUUUUAAAGAACGACAGCCACAAAGCGGCACUGCUUCAGCAACAAAACUCUAUCUUCGUCAACAAAAAUUUCACCAACAUCCUCAACAACAUCGCACUCAGCAACCACAACAUCGCACUCAGCAACCACAACAACACACCACCGACCAUUUUAAACAUUAACAGCGGCAGUGGUGGCCACCCCAGCUCCAACAAAGCGAGUGCAGCUUGUCCAGUUUGUGGCAAGAUGUUUUCGUGCAAGAGUGCGGUGGACAUCCACCUACGCAGCCACACGAAGGAGAGACCCUUCAGGUGCGAGUACUGCGACCGAGCUUUCACAACGAAGGGCAACCUGAAGCAACACGUUGGAACC